Molecule: messenger RNA, 408 nt
Organism: Trachymyrmex cornetzi
Lineage: Eukaryota; Metazoa; Arthropoda; Insecta; Hymenoptera; Formicidae
Exons: 2
Coding region: 1-321 (106 amino acids)
Source: RefSeq, a predicted model, not a curated record
AUGAAAACUGAAAACAGAGUGGAGACCGAAAGUACAAGAGAAUUUGUAAUCACGACAUGGAAAAAUGGCUUUGUAGAAGUAUCUGCGAAGGACGACCUCAACGUCACUAAAAUAUUUAAGGAACUUCUUAUCCAAGCGAAGUUGAAAUACGAUUUGAGUCCGGCAUUGCAACGUCGCCGUCGACAAUCUUUGCCGCCUCCGCAACAUUCAAACUCGCGCAGCAGCAGUAGUACCCACGUGCCGUCCACGACUCAGUUACAACAUUUGCAACAAGUUCGUGAGCGUUCCGAUUCCAAAAGAAAUUCCUGUAUCCUAUCGUAAGAUGAGAACCCUUUGAUAUUGUCGCGAAAUAUCUUUCUUGACGAUUUGAUACCGAAUUAGUUCAAUCUCGUGCAAUUAUUCAAUUAU